GCCUUCUGGCUUUCCGUCUGCCGCGGUGGCCAUUGGCUGGCGCUAGCCAGCUGACCAGCGCCGGCGUGCGAGGGAGGCUCCAGAAUGGCGGCGUCCGCGGCGCUGAUCCUCCCGGAGAGCCCCAGCAUGAAAAAAGCAGUGUCGCUGAUAAAUGCAAUAGAUAUAGGAAGAUUUCCACGAUUGCUCACCCGAAUUCUUCAAAAACUUCAUCUGAAGGCUGAGAAUAGUUUCAGUGAAGAAGAGGAAGAAAAACUUCAAGCUGCAUUUUCUCUAGAAAAACAGGAUCUUCACCUAGUUCUUGAAACAAUAUCAUUCAUUUUAGAGCAGGCAGUAUAUCAUAAUGUGAAGCCAGCAGCUUUGCAGCAGCAGUUAGAGAACAUUCACCUUGAAGAAGACAAAGCAGAAGCAUUUGUCAGUGCGUGGUCUUCUAUGGGUCAAGAAACAGUUGAAAAAUUUAGGCAGAGGAUUCUUGCUCCCUACAAGCUAGAGACAGUUGGAUGGCAGCUUAACCUUCAGAUGGCCCACUCUACUCAAGCAAAACUAAAAUCUCCUCAGGCUGUGUUACAACUAGGAGUGAGCAGUGAAGAUUCAAAGAGCCUGGAGAAAGUUCUUAUGGAAUUCAGUCACAAGGAGUUGUUUGACUUCUAUAACAAGCUAGAGACCAUACAAGCACAGCUGGAUUCCCUUACAUGAUGUGCAAGACUGGUGACUCCAUCACACGCCUACCACCUCAUCAUUUUGCAUUGAAGAUAAACUGCCAGGUUGUGUUUUCUGAAGGAUUCAGUAAGCUUUCUUCUUAUAAAUUAUAUGGCUGUUGCUUCUUAGACAAACAAUAGCCAGGGGAGAUCAUUGUUCUGAAAACAGGUUCUAAUAUAUGUUUUCUAGUUCUGUGAGCCAAGAGCAAGGAUUAAGAACACUUUUGCUUUAAAAGAUAUGCACCUGAAGUGCAUACCAUAUUUACUGUCCUAUUUUUGCCUUAUUGCCUCACCUGUUUAUUUGUUACAUACCUGACAACACCUUUAUGUAUCAAGGAGAGUCCAUGGAUACCCUGUGUAAUGUGUACCUUAGAAUACAAAACAUCAGUAAUUAAUAAAAGUAAGAAAGCAGCCAACAUACAAUCAAAUCAUUAUGACAGUUUUCCUUAAAUAUAAUGAGUAUAUUUUUCUUGGGGAAUAAUAUAGGGAAGAACUUUUAAAUAGACCCACUAGUAGUAUACCAGUUUAUUCUAGUAUGAGUUUCUCUGUGCACUUUAAUUUUUCUCUGAGUUUAAUGAUUUAAUAAUAGUCCAGGUUUUUGUGUGCUUUUCUUUGUUCUGCACAUUAAUAAUGACUCACUUUAUAGUGUGGGGGACAGAUUCAGGUCAUGAAUAAAAAUAAUCAUAAUGCAUGCUAAAUGGGAACCCUUAAAAUCUCAAAAGAUACUUUUUACAUUCUUUCUGUAAAUACAUUAAUUUCAGUCAAUAAAAUUUUGAUGUCUUAGAAUUAGUUGAACUGAAAUGCACAGUAUUUCAUGCUAUGAAUAUAUAUAAAUGCAAAUAUAGUUGCCUCUAAGAAAAUAUCAAUUGAAUUUUUUAUGAAUGAAGUAUCUGUCCUAUAUUGUUUCCAGAGAAUCCGAGGAGGGAGGGAAGGACAAAGGGAAGUAGGGGGUGAGAAGGAGAUGCUGGGGACAUGGCAGGGGUGACAGGAAUGGAGAGAGAUUGAUUCAUUCAAACCUGACUUUCUUCAUAUGAAGGAAUUUGAUUUUAGAAAUGUCCUGUAGUUAAUAAACAGGGCCAUUACAAUCAAAUCAUACUCCUUAUAUGAGGUAUCUGAGUAAUAAUGUAAGUUGUUGAAUAUCUCCCAAAUAAAUGUUUAAUAUAUGGAAUUUAAGCCCUGACCUACUUGUGUGUUAUUUAGACAGAUUGGGAGUUUGGAUUAUUUCAGAAAAAUUAAUAUUGUAGUUGCUAUCCAUAAUUGAUUUGAAAGGUUUUAAACUCAAAUUUCCAUUGAUAAGAUAUCUGGAAGACAUGUUUAUACUAUAGUGGGAUUUGUUUCUGUAUGUUGCUUGUGGGAUCUAAUUUUUUUAUGCUCUAUUCUGCCGGUCUCCAGAGGCAACAACCUGACUGCUGUAAACAUUUUGGUAUAUAUUCUUUUCAACUUCUUAUGUACAAAUAAACAUAUGCAUCAUCUCAA
Messenger RNA from Manis pentadactyla (Chinese pangolin), 2171 nucleotides. RefSeq names its product COMM domain containing 10 (gene COMMD10). The transcript is spliced from 7 exons. The record is from RefSeq and is a predicted model, not a curated record. Bases 85 to 693 code for a protein of 202 amino acids. Lineage: Eukaryota; Metazoa; Chordata; Mammalia; Pholidota; Manidae.